Coffea arabica (coffee) is the source of this 6288-nucleotide messenger RNA. Its product is annotated as THO complex subunit 2. The record is from RefSeq and is a predicted model, not a curated record. Gene Ontology annotation, biological process: mRNA export from nucleus; mRNA processing. Gene Ontology annotation, cellular component: THO complex part of transcription export complex. Gene Ontology annotation, molecular function: mRNA binding. Lineage: Eukaryota; Viridiplantae; Streptophyta; Magnoliopsida; Gentianales; Rubiaceae.
AAAAACACUUUAAAAGAAAAAUUAAACCCUUCUUCAUCAUCUUGAAAACCCCUGAAUACCUCGAAGCCCUAGAAUUCACACAGACUCACACAUAGUUGCUGCUUGUUCUCCGUAAUUUCAUCUUCAAUGCCCAACUUCCAGUCGUUUUAGAGCUGAGUUUUCCAUUCUUGGAGAAGGAAAAUGUCUCUCCCGCCUGUGGAUUGCUUUUACAUAACAGAAGAAUCCGUUAAAGAAUUGAAGAAUGGGAAUUCCAGUUUCAAAUUUCCCAAUUCUGUCCCUGUUCUCCGCUUCCUCUACGAGCUCUGUUGGACCCUGGUUCGAGGGGAGUUGCCAUUUCAGAAGUGUAAAGCGGCGUUGGAAGCGGUGGAGUUCACUGACUGUGUUUCGGAGGAAGAAAUGGGGUCAAAUUUCGCGGAUGUUGUCACCCAACUGGCUCAAGAUCUAACAAUGCCGGGAGAGUACCGCUUGCGGCUUAUAAAGCUGGCAAAAUGGCUGGUGGAAUCUGCAUUGGUACCAUUAAGAUUUUUCCAAGAGCGUUGUGAGGAAGAAUUUUUGUGGGAGUCUGAAAUGAUCAAGAUAAAGGCUACAGAUCUGAAAUCAAAAGAGGUCAGAGUAAACACUCGACUUCUUUACCAGCAAACAAAAUUUAAUCUUCUCAGAGAAGAGAGCGAGGGAUAUGCAAAGCUGGCUACUCUUCUUUGUCAAAUUCCAGAAACUUCAACUGAAAAUGGGUCAGCGGCUCUAGUGGGUAACAUUAAGUCGCUGAUUGGACACUUUGAUCUGGAUCCAAACCGUGUGUUUGACAUUGUCUUAGAAUCCUUUGAACUUCAGCCUGAUAACAAUGUGUUCUUGGAGCUUAUUCCAAUUUUUCCCAAGUCUCAUGCCUCUCAAAUCCUGGGUUUCAAGUUCCAAUAUUACCAGCGUUUAGAAGUCAAUUAUCCAGUACCAACUGGGCUUUAUCACCUGACAGCUUUGUUGGUUAAGAAAGACUUCAUUGAUAUUGAUAGCAUAUAUUCUCAUUUACUACCCGAUGAUGAGGAGGCAUUUGACAGUUAUAAUACUUUUUCUGCUAGGAGACUCGAUGAGGCUAAUAAAAUUGGAAAGAUAAAUCUUGCUGCUACUGGAAAGGAUCUUAUGGAUGAAGAUAAACAAGGUGAUGUGACAGUCGAUCUGUUUGCUACUUUAGACAUUGAAAGAGAGGCAGUUGCUGAGCGAUCCUCAGAGCUUGAAAACAGUCAGACUCUGGGCUUGCUAAUGGGAUUUCUGGCAGUUGAUGACUGGUAUCAUGCUCAUAUGUUGUUUGAACGUCUCGCAAGACUUAACCCAGUGGAGCAUGUUCAGAUCUGUGAUGGUCUGUUUAGGCUCAUUGAGAAAUCAAUAUCUGCAGCAUAUGAGGUGGUCUGCAAAAUGCGACUUGUUAGUUAUAGUACCUCUGCUGGUGCUGGUACUGACUUGAUGGAGGCUACAAGUACGUCAGUCAGUAGAUCUUUCAUUGACCUUCCUAAGGAGCUCUUUGAGAUGCUUGUGUCUGCUGGACCUUAUUUGUAUCGGGAUACUUUAUUGCUGCAGAAGGUCUGCAGAGUGCUGAGAGGCUAUUAUCUUUGUGCACUUGAACUUUGCAGUAAUAAUGAUGCACCUUUCAAUUCUCAUACUGCUGUUAUUAGUGGUAACCGGACUCCUCGUCUCCACCUGAAGGAUGCUAGGUUGAGGAUUGAGGAAGCACUUGGAAUAUGCCUACUUCCUUCCCUACAGUUGAUACCUGCAAAUCCUGCGGUCGGCCAGGAGAUUUGGGAACUGUUGAGUCUCCUUCCUUAUGAGGCACGAUAUCGAUUAUAUGGUGAAUGGGAAAAAGACGACGAGAAACUUCCGAUGAUUUUGGCUGCGAGGCAAACAGCAAAGUUGGACACGAGGAGGAUCUUAAAACGCCUUGCAAAAGAAAACCUGAAACAACUUGGAAGAAUGGUUGCAAAAUUAGCUCAUGCAAAUCCAAUGACAGUGCUUCGGACAAUUGUUCAUCAGAUAGAGGCCUAUAGAGAUAUGAUUACUCCUGUUGUGGAUGCAUUUAAAUACCUGACUCAGCUUGAGUAUGACAUUCUGGAAUAUGUUGUUAUUGAACGUUUGGCGCAAGCUGGCCGUGAGAAGCUAAAGGACGAUGGCCUUAAUUUAUCAGAUUGGCUUCAAUCAUUGGCAUCAUUUUGGGGUCACUUGUGUAAAAAGUACCCAUCAAUGGAACUCCGGGGUCUUUUCCAGUAUCUAGUUAAUCAGUUGAAGAAGGGGAACGGGAUUGAGCUUGUUCUCCUUCAGGAACUUAUACAGCAGAUGGCAAAUGUUCAAUACACUGAGAAUAUGACUGAGGAACAAUUAGAUGCCAUGGCUGGAAGUGAGACUCUUCGGUAUCAGGCUACUUCAUUCGGAGUAACACGGAAUAACAAGGCCUUAGUCAAGUCAACUAAUAGGUUGAGAGAUGCUUUGCUUCCCAGGGAAGAGCCAAAGUUGGCAGUUCCGCUUUUGCUACUUAUUGCACAACAUCGUGCAGUGGUUGUCAUAGAUGCUGCUGUACCUCAUAUUAAAAUGGUUAGUGAGCAGUUUGAUAGGUGCCACGGAACCCUUCUACAGUAUGUGGAAUUUCUCUCUGGUGCAGUGACUCCAACAUCAGCUUAUGCUCUUCUGGUUCCCACUCUUAAUGAGCUUGUGCACCUCUACCAUCUUGAUCCUGAGGUGGCCUUUUUAAUUUAUAGGCCUGUAAUGAGAUUGUUCCGGUGCCACAACCACUUGGAAUCUUCCUGGCCAUUAGAUUGCAAUGAUGCAGUCACUGGUACCUCUGCUGACAAGGAGUCUGGAACUGCAGACGCUUCCUCCUCUUUACUUCUGAAUCUUGAUUCUUCCCGCAAACCUAUUUCGUGGUCUGAUCUUCUUGAUACAAUCAGAACAAUGUUGCCUUCUAAAGCCUGGAAUAGCUUGUCUCCAGACCUCUAUGCGACAUUUUGGGGUCUUACACUUUAUGAUCUUUAUGUUCCUAGAAAUCGUUACCAGUCUGAAAUUGCUAAGCAGCAUGCUGCUCUUAAAGCUCUGGAAGAACUUUCUGAUAAUUCCAGUUCUGCAAUCACCAAACGGAAGAAAGACAAAGAGAGAAUCCAGGAGUCUUUAGAUCGGUUGACAAUGGAACUCCAGAAGCAUGAAGAACAUGUUGCAUGUGUUCGUAGGCGCCUAACUCGUGAAAAAGAUACAUGGUUGAGUUCCUGUCCGGACACUUUAAAGAUAAACAUGGAGUUUCUUCAGCGCUGUAUAUUCCCUCGUUGUACAUUUAGCAUGCCUGAUGCUGUAUACUGUGCCAUGUUUGUAAAUACUUUGCACUCCCUGGGCACACCAUUUUUCAAUACCGUUAAUCACAUAGAUGUUCUCAUAUGUAAAACACUGCAACCAAUGAUUUGUUGCUGUACUGAGUAUGAAGUGGGUCGACUAGGGAAGUUUUUGUACGAGACAUUAAAGACUGCUUACUUUUGGAAGAGUGAUGAAUCGAUAUAUGAACGCGAGUGUGGAAACAUGCCUGGAUUUGCUGUUUAUUACAGAUAUCCGAACAGCCAGCGUGUUACUUAUAGCCAAUUUAUCAAGGUACAUUGGAAGUGGAGUCAGAGGAUCACAAGGCUACUCAUCCAGUGCUUGGAAUCAACGGAGUACAUGGAAAUUCGAAAUGCUCUUAUCAUGCUGACCAAAAUUUCAAGUGUUUUUCCUGUGACUCGAAAGAGUGGUAUCAAUCUUGAAAAGCGGGUAGCUAAAAUUAAAGGUGAUGAAAGGGAGGAUCUCAAGGUAUUGGCUACAGGUGUUGCUGCUGCUUUGGCUGCUAGAAAGUCUUCGUGGGUUACAGAUGAAGAAUUUGGCAUGGGUUACCUUGACCUGAAGCCUGCAGCAGUUGCUACUUCAAAGUCUUUAGGUAUAAAUUCAGUUGGUGUACAAAAUGGUGCAGGCCAACAUGUUUCUGUGGCUGAACCUGCUGUAGGGAGAAGUGUUACUGCAGGGAAUGUACAUUCAGAUUAUAGUAAUUCCAUCAAAGAUCUAAGAACAAGACCUGCUGAUGGAAGGAUAACAGAGAGUGCUGCACUAAAAUCUGAUUCAGGAUCUGCAAGAGCCAAAGGUGGUUCAUUAGUGAAUGGCUCUGAACAUCACUCCUCUGUGCCAUCUGCUGCUGUACACAGUGGGACAUCCAGGUCAACUGAAAUCCUAAAACAACUAGAUGAAUCAAAUAAUAGGUCUUCCGAGGAUAUCACAAAAAUGGCUGUGAAGAUGUCCACUGAACCCGAGGGAAGAGCUCCAGUUAAACGAUCUGCUAAUGCUGGGUCCCUCUCAAAACAACUAAAGCAGGAUCAUGGGAAGGACGAUACUAAAUCUGUAAAACCUGUUGGCAGAACUUCAAACACUAAUGGCGACAGAGAUCCAUCUUCUCACAUCUCUGAAGGCAAACAAAGUGGGACUGCUGGUGUUUCUUCUGCAAUUUCUAGCAAUAAUAACAUGGUUUCUGCCUCAAGUAAAGGGAUUCCAUCAACAAGAUCUGCUGAACAUGCCAGUGAAUCCAAAAUGGAGAUUGCAAAUGCCAGGUCAGCUGAUUCCAAAGUUUCUGCUGUGAGAGAUGAUGCUGAAGCUUCAGAUAUGGUAAAAUCUUCUAGAUCAUUGAUUCAUUCUCCCCGGCGAGAUGGUGCUGCCCUGUCCUCCAAAUCUGGUGAUAAACCUCAAAAGAGGGCCAGCCCUGCUGAAGACGUGGAUAGAUUGAAUAAGCGUCGGAAAGGAGAGACUGAUUUCAGAGAUCUAGAUGGUGGUGAUGUUCGAGUCUCUGAAAAGGAGAGGUCAAUUGAUGCCAGAGCAGGGGAUAGACCACACCCAGUGGAUGUGGAGAAGCCAGGAACUGAUGAACAGAUGACAAACAGAUCCAUAGAUAAGUCUGUAGAUCGAUCAAAGGAUAAAAUCAGUGAAAGACAUGACAGGGAUAACAGGGAUAGGUUGGAGCGUGUAGAUAAACCUCGUGGGGAUGAUAAUUUAUCUGAAAAAAGAGAUAGGUCAACUGAAAGAUAUGGAAGAGAACGCUCUGUUGAAAGAGCUCAAGAGAGAGGAGCUGCUGAUAGGAACUCUGAUAGACUAUCUAAGGAUGAAAGAAACAAAGAUGAUAGGAGCAAAGUGAGGUAUGCAGAAACCUCGGUAGACAAAUCCUAUAAUGAAGACCGCUUCCAUGGGCAAAAUUUACCUCCACCUCCACCAUUGCCGCCUAACAUGGUCCCACAAUCAGUCAAUGCAAACAGACGGGAUGAGGAUGCCGAUAGACGAUUUGGAACUGCUAGACAUGCUCAGAGGCUUUCCCCUAGACAUGAAGAGAGAGAGAGGAGAAGAUCAGAAGAGAAUGUUGUUCCACUACAAGAUGAUCCAAAGCGUAGGAGAGAGGAUGAAUUUCGAGAUAGAAAACGUGAAGAACGAGAUGGUGUCUUGAUAAAGGUAGAGGAGAGGGAUCGAGAAAGAGAAAGGGAGAAAGUGAGCCUUCUGAAGGAGGAUAUAGAUUCAAAUGCGAAAAGGCGAAAACUGAAAAGGGACCACAUGCCAUCAGAACCUGGUGAAUAUUUGCCAGCUGCUCCAGCUGCUCCCCUUGCAAUAAAUUUAUCGCAACCAUAUGAUGGAAGGGAUAGGGCAGGAGACCGGAAGGGAGCUAUGGUCCAACGCCCAGCGUACUUGGAGGAGCCAAGUUUGAGGAUGCAUGGCAAAGAAGCAGCCAGCAAGACAGCCCGUCGUGAUACUGAUCCGAUGUAUGACAGAGAGUGGGAUGAUGACAAGAGGCAGAGAGUUGAACCGAAAAGACGACAUCGGAAAUAAUUUCGAGAUUAGUGAUAUUUGCCAAUCAAAAUUUCCCAGGGUUGAGAAUAUCCAUGAGCCUGCUGUUGGUGCUCAAGUCGCUGCCAUGCUUAAACAUGAGUGCCCGUAUUAUCAUUUUUCCCCUAAACGAGCGGUUGCAGCAUUUUCUGGCGUUGAGUUUCUAAGAAUUCAUCCAAAGCAAAUUGUUUGGGUAUAUGAUAGAAUUGCUGAUCUAGACUGUUGUAAGAUGUGAAUUUUGUGCUAUGACCAUAGGGGCUUUCGUUGUUUAGUAGUUAUUUUUAGCCCAGUUGAGUUAAUGUUAACUUGGAUUAGUUUACUUUAAUAGCUUUUCCUUUUGUAAUUGGCCCAUAUUGUUAAUAUGUAAUUAAAUUUUGUAAUGACCCUUCUUCAAAAACCUUUACUGUUGAAUCUAUCUUUGCCCUCUCGUUUGGUCCUUAA